This is a messenger RNA of Paramecium sonneborni, 715 nucleotides long. NCBI's taxonomy places the organism in Eukaryota, Ciliophora, Oligohymenophorea, Peniculida, Parameciidae. The record is from the annotation of a GenBank genome assembly.
AUGUAAUAAAAUAAGUUAUUGCAGACCAUUUAACAUAUUUAUAAUUUGAAGAAUCCCCUCUUUAAAGAAAAAAUAAUCAUGCUUUGUUUAGUCUUUGUUUAAGAAAACAAAUCAGAAUUUCCAAUAAAAACUCUUCUGGAAUAAUUACCAUUUUAAUUUGAAGAAUUACUUUAUGAUUACAUCAAAAAUUUGAAUUCUGAAGAUCCUUUCAUUUUAUCUAAGGCUUUUGAUUUAUUAACUCAUAAAAACAUGUAAAAGAUUUUAGAUAUAAAUACAUAUCUGAAAUAUGAAAUAUUGUUGCUCAAAUAUAUUGCCUAAUAAUAUAAGAUCUAAUAAAAUUAUCAUGUGGCUGUUAAGACUAUUAAAUAUGUUUUAGAAUUAGAAUAAAAAAUAGAACCCAGAGAUUCAGUUAGUAUUAUAUCGAGUCGUAUGAGUUUGGUAACUAUCUUAUCUACUGCUGGAUAACAUACAUAAGCUUUAAAUGAAUUGAAUGCCAUAUAACAUUUCAUCAAUUAAAUUUAAGAUUAAAAACCAUACCUGAAACUGAUUUGCAUUAUGUAUUAUAAUUAUGGAGUAGAGUGGGAACAUUUAGGUUAAUUGUUUUAAUCUUAAAUUAAUCUCUCUUAAGCAUUGGAAAUUGCUAAAACCAAUAAAUUUGAAGAGCUCAUACAAAUCGUUGAAUAAGCUAUUGCAAAUAUUAAAAAAUCUAAAUGAU